Messenger RNA from Sesamum indicum (sesame), 1723 nucleotides. RefSeq lists its product as uncharacterized. The record is from RefSeq and is a predicted model, not a curated record. NCBI's taxonomy places the organism in Eukaryota, Viridiplantae, Streptophyta, Magnoliopsida, Lamiales, Pedaliaceae.
CACUCCUUUCAAACCAAUCCAGCUUUCUCCACAAUUCUCGCUCAUCUCCAUAUAACUCCCCUUCAUAGUUUCAUUUGAAUUGAAACUCUGAUCAAAACAUUCACACCUACGAAGAAGAAUGAUGAAUGCUUUGGCUUUAUUUCUUGUAUUCACGUCACUUGUACGGGCGGGUGUUUUAACUCCCACCCCUGAAAACCACAACUCCAAAGAUGAUGUUGCUGUGAAGCAAGGGCACACAAACACUGGAGAUGGACUCGUCAUUGAGUUUGAAAAAGAUGAUGGAAACACCAAGGUUUCUAUUUCACCCAAAGAUUCUCACCCUCCCCAUGAUGGAGUUGAUACUGCAAAUCUUGAGGAGAAAUUAUAUGGCAAAAUGGAGGAAGCCAAGGAGAAAAUAAAAGAGGCAGCCUCUACUGUUCUUAGCCAAGAUGGAGAAGAAACUCAUCAAAGACUUAGGCCCAGAGAACUCAUAUGCGAUGCAUAUGGCAAGUGUAAACAUAAAAUUGCGAGUGCUAUGGGAAAAGCAAAAGAGGUGGUGGUGGAGACGGCGCACGAGGCGGCCGAGAAGGUUUAUGCCAUGGAGGAAGAGACAAAGGAGGCUGUGGGUGAGGCAGUUGGCAAGGUUAAAGAUACGGUUACUGAUAAAGCCCAUCAAGUGAAGGAUGCUGCGACUGAAGUUUCAAGCAAAGCAAAGGACAAGGCUGUGGAGAAAGCUAGUGAAAUGAAACAAGGAGCUGAAGAAGGAGUGUAUGAUGUGAUUGACACCACGACAAAGGCGAAAGAUAAAGCAUUUAAGAAAAUGGAGGGAGCUAAAGAAAAGGCAAAAGAAGCACAAGAAUUGGUGGGAAGUGCCUCAGAUAGGGCGAAGAAACAAGGGCACAAGGGAUUGAAGGGAAUUUUCCAGCGUGGUGGCGGAGUUUUGGGGUACAUAGGCUUACCGGUGAGGAUGGAUUCCGUGGCAGGUGUGUUGCAUUUGCUGGGAUUUGCUGCGGCCUAUGGGAUGGGUUUGUGGGUUACCUUCGCUUCUAAUUAUGUUCUGGCUGGGUCACUGCCCAGGUACCAGUUUGCGAUGGUGCAGAGCAAGAUAUAUCCCGUGUAUUUCAAGGCCAUGGCUUAUAGUGUUGGGACGGCGUUGCUGGGACAUUUGAUGAGUCAGAGGAUCAAACUUUCACCACUUAGUAUGGGGAUGCUCCUUGCCGCCUUCAAUCUUAUGGCAUCGCUUCUGAUGACUUUGGUGAAUCUGCUCUACUUGGAGCCUCGCGCAACCAAGGUGAUGUUUGAGAGAAUGAAGAAAGAAAAGGAAGAAGGCAGGGGCAGGGCAAAAGAAGGCCAAGCCACCGGACCAAGCGGCAGAGUCGUGGAAUCCACCACUGAGACGGCAGCAGGCAGAGGUCCAAUUGGUGGUGGUGCAACUACCACCGAGGAAGCUACUCAAGAAAAACUGGAUGAUGCGGUGGCAAAGCCUGAAAUUAGGACGAAAUCGAGUGAAAUCCUGCUUCGGCGGCUUAAUUCUUAUUCGUCUUUGCUCAAUGUUGUAACUCUCAUGUCGCUCACUGGGCACCUGGUUUGCCUAGGCCAGCGCCUGCAUGCCGUCUGUUAAGGAUGGGGUAUGGGAUAUCUUAUGUGGUUUGUGUGCAUAAUGUUGCGAACUUGCUGCGCAUAUUGUACAUUAUGAACGUUCAUUUCUAGUGAGCAAUGGGAUGUGUGAUCAUAAUUCUGCAGA